Scylla paramamosain (green mud crab) is the source of this 3765-nucleotide messenger RNA. RefSeq lists its product as uncharacterized. The coding region runs from base 186 to 2228 and encodes 680 amino acids. The record is from RefSeq and is a predicted model, not a curated record. The transcript is spliced from 6 exons. Lineage: Eukaryota; Metazoa; Arthropoda; Malacostraca; Decapoda; Portunidae.
UUCUGAACUUAUACUGUAAACACCCAAGGGGAGUAGUUUCUUCUGCCUUUUUCUCGCCCUCUCAAGUGGUGAAGCCAUCGAAGACGGGGGUGGUGGCAGCAGUGGUGGCAGCUGCAACAGCAGAAGUAUCAGCAGCAGGACUGGGAUAUUUUGCCAGGAGAGAUGAGUGUGUGUACUCACUGAAGAUGUAUACAGGCAGUGGGAUAAGUAAAGAAACACAACAUAUAUCUCCUCAUAUAGCAGCCCACAAAUCCUCCUUGGCACCAACCUCAUCUGUGUCCAGUAUUACAUCAGUGGCAGUGAAUUCUGGAGGACUAUAUGAUCUAGCUCACCACCCAGCCAACAAGAGUGCUUUCAACACUCAUAUUCCAACCUACAAAGUAGGAAUGCACCAGCCCCAUCACUCCAUUGUGAAGGGUCUGGACCACGAUGGAGCUUCGCUGCUGGGACGUCAUGGACAUAUUGGUCUACCCACCCAUCAUUCCAAGAGUGCACCACAAGAUCUUUCUGCCCAUGCUAGUGGGACAGAAAAGGCAUUACCCCUGGAGCUAACACCUCAUUCUUCAGCUCACCACAAGCCCUUACCUCACAUCCAAUCUGUAGUUAGUCAAGGUGGUAGCCAUAUUGGGGGUUUGGUUCCAGCCCAUCAGACUGACAGAGGUGCUCCCUAUUUUCGUAUGCCAGACUCUGUCAUAAAUGUGCAAGGCCCAUCUGCUGUGCUUGUGUCUUCUGGUGGAGAAGGAGUAUCCUCAACCCCACACUCCAUGGCCCACACAACUACAAUGGUACAUGCAGGCUCUGCUCAUAGUGGUGCCACAAACUUGACAACAAUGUCUGCAGCAUCCAUGGCUUGCACGAUGCCAGGUGGAGUGGCAAGUACUAUGUCUCAGAGCCACUUAAUGCCAAAUGACUGUAGUGCAGUAUCCAGUGUUUCAACUGGAGGUGUAAUACCUCAUCCAGACCUCAGAGGCGUUAAAAAAGAGAAAUCGGAGCAGCUAGAAGGAAUGGGUAUGGCGGCUGGGCAGAGAGAUGAGUGCCAUCCUGAAGCUGGACCUCAGAGAGACCUGGUUCGUCAGGCCCUCCAGGCAGUUGUCACCCACCCUCAGCACAAAACUGGUAAUGACCAAGAAGUAAUUGAAUAUAACUACACAGCUGGUGAUAUAGCAGAGUUGUUGAUGAUGAACAUCCAGGUCAAUGCAUCAUUACAAGCCAUGAACAAAGGCACUGGCAAUGACAAUAUUCCUCAUGAAAAUGAAUCAGAAGAAGUGGUCAUGCUUCAGCCAGCAGAAGUUAGUGAAACAAACAGUACAUCAUUAAUGUCUCAGAAUCCUAAGCGUCGCCGUCCUAAGCUAUCAGAAGAAGCUCAAGCAGAACGGCGAGUCAGAAUUGCCUUACGUAUGAGGGAAAAGAGAGCAACAGAGUCAGAUGAUCAAAAACGAGUGCGUAGAAUAAGAGAAGCAGAACGAAUGCGCCGCAAAAGAGCAACUGAGGAUGAAGAUCAAAAGGUAAGGAGAAGAUUAGAGGCAGCUAAUCGAGCAAGAAACAGACGUGCAACUAUGACCUCGCAAGAGAGAGAAGCAGAUAGGCGGCGUGCAGCUGAACGCAUGAGAUUAAGAAGAGCCAAUGAGAGUCCUGAAUCUAAAAGUGUGCGUCGUGUAAAGGCUGCAGAACGAAUGAGGAAAAGAAGAGCAAGUGAAACUCCAGAACAACGUGCUCAGCGUCGACAAAAUAUAGCAGUCAGAAUGAAAGCUCGGCGUAAGCGUAAAAGUGAAGGAAGCAUUAAUGAUGGUGAUGAGCUGACAGAUAUGGAGCAUUCAGUAGAUAACAGAUUAGUGAAGGAUGAAACCACAAGGAGUGUUACACAACAGGAGAAUUCUGGCACUGUAAAUGCUAAUCAGUCAACACCUCAGGCUCAGGCUGUUACCUCCUCACCUCACAUAUUUGUACCAUCCACCAUUGGUGUGGGUGGUGGAAGCAUUGCUGUGUUACAUGUGGAUUCUCCUUUGCCACCCAUGUCAGUUGGACAUGCAGGAGCACCAGGGCUCUCCACUGUGGACAUGGCCCAGCUAGGUCAGCCGCUCUCCUUACAGAAAUCCAGCUCAGCCAACCAAGAUCAGCCCCUACCAGCACCUCGAUGGGGGGCAGGACAUUUCACCCGCUGCCCCACAGUUCAUCAGCGCAUGGAUAGGAAUCUUCCGUGGUGGCCAUGGAAACCCACAGAUACUUAGAGCUGGAUGUUGUGAAGCAUGCAAUGGUGAGCCAGGGGACUGGAACUUCCACAUCAACUCAAGAGACCUCAUCACUUACCAGCCUCCUCACCAGUCCACACAGCACUCUGGAACCCCUGUCUCUGCACAAGGCUUCUAGCUACCAUCACCAUAUACCCCACUUCUUACACUAUCAUCAACCACACAGUAGCUCCUUACAGCAGCAUCCACACCACCACUACCAUCACCACCAUCACCACCAGAGUCAGCAGCGCCACCAACACCAGUAGUAAUUAAUUCCGAAAUAAUAAACACAUUCAAAAUAUGAGAUUCAAGCUUUAUGAAUAAGGACAAUUGAUAAUAAUUAUUUAUUCGUAAGAUAAGGUUAAGAGUGUCUUGAUAAUUCAAAUUAGGAAUGCAAUUACCAUUUUCAAGAUAAUGCCAUGCAGCAUGAAUUAAAAUUUCCUUAUUCCCAGUAUUCCAUCUUACCAUAAAAAAAAUGAAUAAAUAAAAUAAAUAAAUAAAAAUAAAAAUAAAUGGUCUGCAACAAAAGCAAACAAUUUAAAAGCUGCAACAAUCACACUUAGCACUGAGCUCCAACUCUUUCCCAUUUCCUUUCAAGGAAACAAAUCACAUCCUCAAGGAAUCUACAAGGGCUGCACAGUAGUAAAAAGAUUUGACUUUAAGUUUCUUGAAAUAAGAAUAAACAUUUCUCAAAAUGUUUAUUUUUCUUUUAAAAGCAUGACAUAAAAAUUAAUAAGAAUGGCCCUUUUACUCAGAAUUUACAGAGUAUAUACUUAUUUUGUAUUUUUUCAGCAUAGAUUAUAUACUUGAAUUUGUUAGGAAAAGUAUUACAGUAUUCAUGACGUUACUGUGUAAAAAGAAAUGACAAUAAAUUAUAUACAUUGUAUUUGUCUAUGUGAAAACAUGAGACAUGAUGUGAAUGUUUUAUACUUCCAUAUUGGAAAAAGUUAUUAAGCUAAAUGAACACGGUAUAUGAUAUUUCAAGAAUUUUAAUAUUUAUUCUAGUAAUGAUUCAUUUUCAGUGCAAUACACUUUUUAAGCAUAUUCAUUGCAAUAUGUACAGGCAUUAAUCCCUGGCUGUGAAGACAGACAUGCAUGAACUGUGAAUAGAGACCUUCUCUUGCUGAGCAGAGAAGUUUGAUAUGUUGUAUCAUGAAAAGAUAGUUGGGAUCUUUAAAAUUGUUUCAUAAUUAUUUUUUAAUUUAUUUUUUUAUCUUGACUUUUAUUAAUUUAUUUAUUUGUGGAGAGAGAGAGACAGAGAAAGAAAGAAAGAACAGCAAGAACCUGUAUAAUGUAUCAAUAUGUUUUUACUUACAGAGUGUAUGAACAUCUUAAAAGUAUAAGAGUACAACUAAUAAAAUAAGGAAUUAUAUAUAAAUAUCAAUGUCACACCUCUCAUUUGUAAAGUUUUGCUAACUGAGUAUAUGCUUUUAAUACUUUAUUACUAUCUCAUUUAUUUAUUUUUGUAAUGUAUUUUAAGUGAUGAUAGCAUGCAUCUGUAAGAAAAAUAACAAUUAAGAACGAUUUCUCUAAA